Osmia lignaria (orchard mason bee) is the source of this 1592-nucleotide messenger RNA. It is a transcript of the gene Pih1D1, whose product is annotated as PIH1 domain containing 1. Gene Ontology annotation, cellular component: R2TP complex; cytoplasm; ribonucleoprotein complex. The record is from RefSeq and is a predicted model, not a curated record. Lineage: Eukaryota; Metazoa; Arthropoda; Insecta; Hymenoptera; Megachilidae. Gene Ontology annotation, biological process: rRNA processing; box C/D snoRNP assembly.
UAACAAAUCUAUAGACGUAAAAUAAAGUCGUUAAAAAUAGCGUAUUUUUAUUAUAAUAGGUAUUUUAUAUAAAUAGAAUCAUGAAUAGUAGAACAUUUCUUGAUAUUGAUGAUUCGAUAUUAACAAAAAACUUAAUAUUACCCGGAAAUGCACAAAAAACUGAUGAAUUAAUGAAACAAUUUGAUUCAAAACCGUUCUUUAUUAUACAACCUACACCUGGAAUAUGCAUAAAAGCAAAAACUGAAGAUGGAGAAAAAAUUUUUCUAAAUAUAUGUACAUCAGAUAAAAUACCACCAGCUGAGGAUAUAUCUGAUGCAAAACUUUUUAAGAUAUUAACAGAAGAAAAUCCACAAUUUGUAAUACCUAUGAGUAUUGGAAAUGAAAGACUUGAAUCUGAUAAGGGUGGAAGUCCUUGCGCAACAUAUGAUAUUGUAAUUAACACUGCAUACUUUGAAAAAUGCCAGAAGAAGAAAAAUUUUUUAUUAUUCACGAUAUCGGUUAUCAUGGAUGGUGUGUCAAACAAAUUUAAUAAAACUAUAAAUACAGAGGAUUAUGUAAUCCUUAAAAAUAGAAAGGUUAUUGGUAAAUUGCAACAACAUAGAAUAGAAAAUCGAGAACCGCGAAUUCCUUCACAAACUAAAAAGCCAUUAAUCGAAGAGAUCAAAUCACCGAUAAAAAAUCUCAGUGAAGAUCAAAAUAAAUCCAAUCAGUUAGGUAAUGUUUCUUCAGAAUCUGUUUCCAAUUCAACAUUGAAUUAUGUAUUAUUGAAACAACCAAAAAAAGGAAUGCCUACACAUUUGAUUGGUUUGUUUCAAAUGCCUAAAGGGAUUACUAGUAAAGAUGUCGAAGUACUUCUUGACGAAGAUCGCGUUGUAAUUACCGUUGAUAAAACUGGUCUCACACAUGACCUUUCAGUUCCAUGUAUCAUAGAUAUAGAACAUGUAAAAUGCUGUCUAGAUAAAGAUCUGAAGGUAUUAAGAUUAGACAUGCCUGUAAAAAACGUUUGAGACAACAUUUAAACGAAUUACUUUAUUUAAUUUAUUUUGUUAUAACAAUAACCUGAUUCACGUAUGACAGUAACAAACAUGAAACAUCAUAACAUUUAAAUAUAUGUAUUUAGAAAAUCGUAAAAUACAAAAAGUAUUAUUUGCUACUUCAGUUUCUUUGCUCAACAAAAAUAGAAUUUUUAUAUGCACAAAUGGUACAACGGAACGCGUAUGCAAAUAUAAACAUGAACUGGAUGUUUCUAGUAACUCUACAGAGUAAUUAGUACUUUUUGUGAUGUAUUAAAUAAAAUAUGUAAAAUCUGAACAUUGUAAAAGCAAUGUGUAACUUGUGACUGAUUUCUGUAUACAAAAAUAGUAUCACAAACACUGCUACUGGAAUGAUUUGUAUGAUAGUAACUUCGUCUUAUCACAUACUACUUUAAAUAAGAUUCAUAAAUUCAAGUAUACUAGUAUGAAAUACGGAAAUACAAAUACCUGAUAAUUUUAUAUUUCCGUGUAAAAUGUCGGUCGUUCAAUUCCAAUCAUUGUGAAAAAAUUUGGCAAGAAGUAUACUGUAUUUACGCCUAUCAUAAAACAAGACAAAUA